Messenger RNA from Microtus ochrogaster (prairie vole), 1210 nucleotides. It is a transcript of the gene Prr7, whose product is annotated as proline rich 7, synaptic. NCBI's taxonomy places the organism in Eukaryota, Metazoa, Chordata, Mammalia, Rodentia, Cricetidae. The record is from RefSeq and is a predicted model, not a curated record.
UGCGCCGCAGCCAUGGUGAUGUCCCAGGGCACCUACACGUUCCUCACGUGCUUCGCCGGCUUCUGGCUCAUCUGGGGUCUCAUCGUCCUGCUCUGCUGCUUCUGCAGCUUCCUGCGCCGCCGCCUCAAACGGCGCCAGGAGGAGCGACUGAGGGAGCAGAACCUGCGUGCUCUGGAGCUGGAGCCCCUCGAGCUUGAGGGCAGCCUGGCUGGAAGUCCUCCGGGCCUGGCGCCGCCGCCACCACCGCACCGCAGCCGUCUGGAGGCGCCUGUGCACGCGCACUCGCACGUGCACGUGCACCCGCUGCUGCACCACGGGCCCGCGCAGCCGCACGCUCAUCCGCACCCACACCAUCACGCACUGCCGCACCCACCGCCACCGCACCUCUCCGUGCCGCCUCGGCCCUGGAGCUACCCGCGCCAAGCGGAAUCGGACAUGUCUAAGCCGCCGUGCUACGAGGAGGCGGUGCUGAUGGCCGAGCCGCCGCCGCCCUACAGCGAGGUGCUCACGGACACUCGCGGGCUCUACCGCAAGAUCGUCACGCCCUUUCUGAGCCGCCGCGACAGCGCGGAGAAGCAGGAGCAGCCGCCUCCGAGUUACAAGCCUCUCUUCCUGGACCGGGGCUAUACUUCGGCGCUACAUCUUCCCAGCGCCCCGCGGCCCGCCGCCCCCUGCCCUGCCCUCUGUCUACAGGCUGACCGCAGCCGCCGGGUCUUCCCCAGCUGGACCGACUCAGAGCUCAGCAGCCGCGAGCCCCUGGAGCACGGAGCUUGGCGUCUGCCGGUCUCCAUCCCCUUGUUCGGGAGGACUACAGCCGUAUAGAGGGGCGCCCGGCGUCCCGAGCCCCACAGGCGAACUCCUAGCCUGACUGCGGGGCUUUUUAAAUGCUUCCCUUGGACUGCAGGGAGGGGUGGGGGGAGGGUGGGAUUUCUUACCCUGUUUGUUACAUUUUGAGGAUAAUAAAGGUGUGUGAUCUGCUUUGGUACAAGCGGAGGGGAAGGCCAGCUGCUUUACGCCCAAGGUGCUAAUGACCAGGCAUGUUGGACCUGGUGUGUGUGGGGAGGUGUAUACAGAAAUGUGCAGGCCUUUGGGAACCGACGGUUACUUUUCAGGGGCAGGAUGUUCAUUCUCCAUUUAGCCUGCUUUUGAUACCACAGGGUAACAGAGAGGUGCGCCCCCUGUAGCCUCGGAGGUGACAGCAGUUGGGAAG